This is a messenger RNA of Balaenoptera musculus (blue whale), 2680 nucleotides long. RefSeq names its product protein FAM122C-like. Gene Ontology annotation, molecular function: protein serine/threonine phosphatase inhibitor activity. The record is from RefSeq and is a predicted model, not a curated record. NCBI's taxonomy places the organism in Eukaryota, Metazoa, Chordata, Mammalia, Artiodactyla, Balaenopteridae. Gene Ontology annotation, biological process: mitotic G2/M transition checkpoint. The coding region runs from base 168 to 431 and encodes 87 amino acids. The transcript is spliced from 5 exons. Gene Ontology annotation, cellular component: nucleus; cytoplasm.
GGCUUAGCCGGGGGUGCCUUGGCUGAGAGAAAUAAAGGAGAAGGAUUCACGGAUUAAGAUAAAUUCCUCAUUUUCAUUACAGGCUUGGAGCUCCUCACUUUGACUUGUGCUUAUGUGAACGGGAGCCAGAAAACCUUGAGAGCUCCAAACUAAGCUUCGGCACGGACAUGGCACAGGAGAAAAUGGAACUAGGCUUGGAGGUGCUGCCGAGUUCAACCACCACAGAAGACAACACUCUGAGAAGAUCCAACAGCGUCCCUUUGAUCAGUGGGCUUGGUGGUAAUUCACAGGUGUUCCAAUCUGAUACAUUAAGAACUCGAAGAAACAGUACAUCGUAUAUGGCACAGCACUAUCUGUUUGUGCCACCUUCUCCCAUUCAGGCUUCCACCAGUCACCUUCAUCAAAUCAAACAGAGAGAAGAGCUGGCUUAGUCAGACAUAGAAACUCCCCGUCUGUGUCUGCUCAAGGCAUUACCAACCGAAUAGCUCCAUCUGAAACAUCAGACCUGUAGAUUAAAAUUAAAAAAGGGAAGAUGCAUUCUCUGACAUUUUUCCCCAGUGAAGAAAUUAAGAUGGAAAAGGAAAAGUUUGUUCCUAAGUCUGUAGUUCUAAUCCUCAAGAGUGAAGGAGUUACGGUGUGUGGGGUAGGGUUCUCUUAAAAGAAAAAUUGUGUAAAUGAAGUGUUUUGUAGGGCACUUAAAAGAAAUGCAGGAUUGUGCUUGAUGUUUCUUAACUUCUUAUUUUGAAAUAAUUAUAGACUCACAGGAAGUUCCCCUUCACUCCGUCUCCCCCAAUGAUUACAUUGCACAUAAUUAUAGUACCAUAUAAAGGCCAUAAAGUUGACAUAGGUACAAUGUGUGUGUAUAGUUCUACGCCAUUUUAUUACAUGUAUAGAUUCAUGGAACCACCACCGCAAUCAAGACACAAAACUAUUCUGUCACCACAAAGAUCUCUCUGGUGUGCCCCUUUAUAGUCACACGUACCCCGUCCCCCUCCACCAUCCCUAACCUCUGGUAACCAUUAAUUUGUUCUCCAUCUCUAUAACUUUGUACUUUAAAAAGUACAGUUUCUGUAAGAAGAUGGAUUGGCACCUCUAGCUUUCACCGAAUUUCAGGCCUGAAGGAGUAACUUCUCCAGCCCAGUCUCCCAUCCCAUGCCCAAAUUCUGUCUACGACAUCUCUUCCAAGUGUCCAGCCAGCCCCUAUGACAUGCAAACCAGAACGUUCUCCAGGAUUUUAGGAGUGUUGAGGUAUUUGAUAUAAAUAUUUAGACCAAGGACAUUGUUUCUUUCCAUACAUUUAUUCAGUAGUAAGCAAAACUCUUACCUUUAGAUUAAAUAUUACAAAAUGCCCUCUCACCUGCUGAUUUUUCCCAUCACACACUGCCCUGUCCCAAACAAACAUCUCCUUUUUCCAUUCCUUUUACGUAAUGAGAGGGAUGAGAUGCGGGAAGCCUGGAAGGCUCACAGAAAAUUCCAGAAAUCCCUUCCUUAACUACAGAUUAGUCUGGCUCCCAGCAGCUGGGGCCUUUCAAAUGUAUGUGGUUCAUGUGUGGAAUUUAUUUCUUGGGCUGAUUGUGUGUUAUCUACAUGGUAUCUACCAGGGUCAUUCUGUUAGAUAAUCCGAACUGGAGCCCAACUCCCCAGGACUCCCUUGUGGGGAAGAGAGCUUUAUGGGGCACCCUAUAGCCUGUUGUAAGAACAUCAGAAAAUAAUGACUCAAAGUCAUGGUAAAACUGGAAGGGGCUAGCAGAAGCGAAGCUAUGGGGGUUCCCCCACCUCCUCUCCCCUGGACUAUUUUGAAAUCUUUUCACGAGCUUAACUCGCUCUUCACGUCACAAAGAGCGCUGUGCUCUCCUCAACUGGAUAGCAGCACAUAUACAGAUCCAGACUCAGACCCAUUAGGAUGUGCCCUUUAGAAUAAAUUCAAACUAAUGGCUCCCUCCAUAGCCAGCCCCAGAAGCAGAAGUGGGGAAGGCAUCUGACUUUGGCCCGGGAGACACUGCAGUCUACUGAAUGCCCUCUUCUUGAAGUUGGAACAACAGUGCCCCAGCUCCCUACUUUCUGAGUAGGGGCCCCUGCCUUCCAGAACAUUCCUGGCUUCCCCUUAGGUGGGGAGAGUAUGAGCAGUGAGGAAAGGAAGGACAGAAUGCAGCUAGCUUUGUGCCCCACCCCAAGUGCCAUUCCUCUGGGUCCACAUCACAGCUUGCAACCCAAAGGCCUUCAGUACUCGUGUCUCAGUGUCUUCCCCCUCACCAAAUAACCCAUGGGUGUAACUUGUAAUUUCCAAAGUGAAAAGGUAUUUCCAACUAAUUUAAUAAUCCUGACACGUUCUCAGCUGCCUUUUAGUUUUUUUAGGGGGUAGUUUUGUGGCUACUCUGGUGCUAUCUUUUUCUUCAGCCUGUGGUAAGUGGAAAGAAGCGAGGGCCGGCUCACGAUCAGGAUGCUGGUCUUGGCUGUGCCCCUUCCUUGCUGGAGGGCAAUUAACUUCAACUGUCAGAGCCUCUGCUUCCUCAUCUGCACAAGAGGGAUAAAUAAUAACUGCCCUCCUAACCUUACAAAGGUGCUCAUUUAGAUAAACAGAUCUUAGACAUGUCUUUGUGAAAUUUUCAGAGGGAAAAUAUAGUGAUCAAAAUAUUCAAAUACAGUAUUAAAAUACUAUUUAAAAUCUUCUUCAAUGUUU